CUGCCUUGAACUCUACCGUCCUGCUGCCAUGUUGGAUUGAAGGAUCGUUAUUGCUUUGGGAGUUCGGAAUGAAAGUUUAUAUUAUGCGGUCUGUCAAAAGUGGAAGAAUUAAAGAAUAAAUAGUUCACAGGAGUCAACGAGUCGCAUCCGCAUCUCCAGCGCAAUUAAGGACAACAUCAUAUCGGGUCUACUUGUAUGCGGAAUUCCUUACGGGAUGAACCGAGCGCAGGCCAUGUUGAUCUGUGAUUGCACAUAAAAUAAUCUAAUACGAGACAAACGCUCGAGUUUAUCCGCCUCAUCCGUAAACAUGAGCGGCCACCCGCCUCCGAGGAGGGUGGCAAAUGUGGGCUCUCUCCUCCUGACACCGCAGGAGAACGACUGUCUCUUCAACUACCUGGGCAGGAAAUGCAUCACAUUAUGCUCAGCAGUGGUCCAGGUUUAUGGGGCAGACAGGGGCUCGUCCUGGGCCAAGCGGUGCUGUGGUGUUGCCUGUUUGGUGAAAGACAACCCUCAGAGGUCUUAUUUUAUCCGUGUCUUUGAUAUCAAGGAUGGAAAAACUAAAUUUGAGCAGGAGCUCUACAAUAAUUUUGCUAUUAGUAGUUCAAGAGCAUACUUCAUUACCUUCGCGGGAGAUUCUUGUCAGAUGGGCCUCAACUUUGCCAGUGAAGAGGAAGCCAAAAGAUUUAGGAGCGCACUCAACGAACUGCUAAACAGACGACAGAGGAAAACCGAGAAAAGGCGUGACCCACCAAAUGGACCCACUCUCCCGAUGGCGACGGUGGACAUCAAGAAUCCGGAGAUCAACAACAUGCGCUUCCACAACAAUUCCCACGUGAAUAACAUGGUGCACAGUGGCCUUAACAAGAAGGAAAAAAAGGUCAAGGGCAAGAGGAAGAAGCUGACAAAGGCUGACAUCGGGACACCAAGCAACUUCCAGCACAUCGGUCAUGUAGGAUGGGAUCCGAACACAGGCUUCGAUUUGAAUAAUUUGGACCCAGAGCUGAAGAACUUGUUUGACAUGUGUGGCAUUUCUGAAGCCCAGCUCAAAGACAAGGAGACGUCUAAGGUCAUCUACGACUUCAUUGAGAAGAAGGGUGGUGUAGAGGCCGUGAAGAAUGAGCUGAGGAGACAAGGUCCUCCCAGGUGGUUUGCACCCCCACCUCCACCUUCCCGAGGUGGUCCACCUCCCCCACCCCCUCCUCACACCUCUGGACCCCCACCCCCACCGCCUCCCGUGAGGGGACGAGGAGCGCCUCCACCCCCUCCUCCUUCAAGAGCACCUACGAGCGCUCCUCCGCCACCGCCUCCAUCUCGGCCUAGCAUGGGAGCGCCUCCACCACCACCACCCAGCAGAGGGCAUCCACCUCCCCCUCCACCUGCACCUGCCUCCAUGCCGCCUCCCCCACCACCGCCACCUAUGUCCGGAGGGGCUGCGCCUCCUCCGCCGCCUCCUCCUCCACCACCUCCCGGACCUCCUCCUCCUUCUGAAAUGGAUGGAGGCCACGGUGAAUCAACGCCUCCGCCCGCGGGUGGGAAGUCAGCUCUUCUGGAGCAAAUCAGGGAGGGCACACAGUUAAAGAAAGUGGAGCAGAACAACAGGCCAGUGUCAUCCACAGGACGCGACGCACUGCUUGACCAGAUCCGACAAGGCAUCCAGCUCAAAACGGUAUCAGAUAAUGACUCAGGACCACCCACCCCUGCUCAGUCAGCGGGCAUUGUUGGAGCUCUGAUGGAGGUGAUGCAGAAGAGGAGCAAAGCCAUCCACUCCUCAGAUGAAGAUGAGGAUGAUGACGAAGAUGAAGACUUCGAGGACGAUGACGAAUGGGAUGAUUAAUCCCCCAACACUAACCCAACCCAGUAGAGUAAAUGAUACUAAAUUCUCACUUCCCCAAAUUUUACUAUCAUUCUGUGCAUUUUUUUUUCCCAAAUCGCUGUAUAUUUUUGUUGCCUUUUUUUUUCUUUUUCUUUUUUUUUUAAUAAUCUGUGCAAUACCUCAUGUAAUCUGUAAAGUAUUGUCAUUUAUCCUCUGUAAAAUAAUCUCCUGGAAUAACCAAGUGAAGAUUUAUGCCAGGAAUUCAUGAUUUGUUGACCUGAAUGUUUUUUGUUUCCCUGCGAGUGGGGAAAGGGAGAUGGACGGGACGCUCCACGUCCUUAUUAAUUGUUGAUUAAUGAUUUAGAUAACACUAUUUUCAUACCCUACUUUUCUGUACCUUCGAUUUUCUUAUUCAAAUCCUAGUUUAGCAUUCUUAGAUUUGGUAAGAGGUUCUCCUAUCAGAAUAUGUAUGUCCCCUGUAUUGUUUCCCUUGUAAAUGUACACCAGGCUGAUAUAUUGAGGCUAUAUAUAUUUUUGCACGAAUAACAAAAGAAAAAGGAAAUUCACUGCAGGAAAGAGAACACAUUGGCUGAACUCAAAAUGUGAUUUCUGUGGUAAUCACGAACAGCGUCACACUACAUUGCACGUCACAAAGUAGACAGUUUGGAGUUUUUAAAAUCACUUUAUUAACGAGAAAAUAAUAGAGGGUAGAUUCCAACUGGCAAAGCCAUGAGUACAGCUUGCUCUUAAAUGUGAAAGCCAUCAGUUCACACAAAUAUAGAAUUUCCUGUCAUAUCAAGUAAAUAUGAGAAGAAAAAAGCACUUCACAAAAUGCAAUUUAAAGUUCCGUUUGUUACACGCUUUUACAGGUCAAUGUUUAUCUGACAGCUACAUUUAAGGUCAAAAAAUACAUAAGAGGCAAACCUUUGUGUACAAUUAAUGCUGGUUUAACAGUAUUGUUUGUCUGGACUGAAUUUGCUGUCCUUGUCCUAUAAGGAUAGUUCUGAAAUAAAUUGUAAAAUUGACAUCAGAUCUUACAAGAGGAGUGGAAUGUGGAGAGAGAACACUAAAUUCUAUACUUAAAUAAAUGGUAAUAUUUACAAACCUGA
This is a messenger RNA of Danio aesculapii, 2922 nucleotides long. RefSeq names its product WASP like actin nucleation promoting factor a (gene wasla). Gene Ontology annotation, molecular function: microtubule binding; actin binding. Gene Ontology annotation, cellular component: cytoplasm; endoplasmic reticulum membrane; nucleus. The transcript is spliced from 12 exons. Lineage: Eukaryota; Metazoa; Chordata; Actinopteri; Cypriniformes; Danionidae. Gene Ontology annotation, biological process: actin filament organization. The record is from RefSeq and is a predicted model, not a curated record. The coding region runs from base 308 to 1834 and encodes 508 amino acids.